AUGAACUACACCGAGUGGCGCACCCGCGCCUUCCGCCAGUACAAUGCGGAGGUCGCUGCCCGCACCGCCAGAGGCCAGACGUUUCCCCCUCGGUUCCCCCCUCCUGCUGCCCCACGACCUCGGGUACCGGCUCCCCCAGCGGCGGCCCCACCCCUGGUUGUUCGACCAGCUCCACCUGCCCUUCCACCCGGGAUCCCCAUGGAGAUUGACAGGACCCAAGCGCGAGGCGAUGUCUGUCGCACCUGCUUCCGGUGCGGCAGCCCCGGCCACUUCGCCCGAGACUGCCCCACCUCGGCCGACAUUCGUCACGCCAACAUCCUCAACGAGGUCAUUGCCCAGUUGGGAGGUGACCUGUUGUCUGAGCUCGUUGCCCGACUGGCUACGACAGCAGCUGUUGCAGAUCACAAAGCGGAGGUUGCCAACAAGUUGGAGCAGGGUUUUCUCCCCCGCGACGAGUGA
Messenger RNA from Mycena citricolor, 459 nucleotides. The record is from the annotation of a GenBank genome assembly. NCBI's taxonomy places the organism in Eukaryota, Fungi, Basidiomycota, Agaricomycetes, Agaricales, Mycenaceae.